Lytechinus variegatus (green sea urchin) is the source of this 1585-nucleotide messenger RNA. RefSeq names its product receptor-type tyrosine-protein phosphatase beta-like. The record is from RefSeq and is a predicted model, not a curated record. The transcript is spliced from 3 exons. Gene Ontology annotation, molecular function: protein binding. Lineage: Eukaryota; Metazoa; Echinodermata; Echinoidea; Temnopleuroida; Toxopneustidae. The annotation marks the transcript as partial.
AUUCCAGAUGUCACUGUGUUAAAUGAAGGAAGCGAGGACUCUUUGAAAGUAACAUGGUUACCUGUUUCUGAUGCUACAUUUUAUGAGGUCAUAUGGUCUUUAACUGAUGGUACUGACAUUGGCACAUCAGGUAACCUUUCCGUUACCGAAUAUACCAUCCCAGGAUUAACUUCGGGGACUCUGUACAAUGUUUCCGUCAUUGCUGGAAAUGUAAUUGAUGAAGUCCAAAGUGAUCUAGUCCAGAGUCGAACGAGACCUUCUCCUGUAGCAGACCUCCUCACUGAAUCUGCAGCCACAAAUGAAUCUGUCUCAGCCACAUGGACCAAGCCAACAGGGAAUGUCGAGCGAUACAUCAUCUUAUGCUCAAACGGUACAGCAAAUCCGGAUUCACCAAUAUUGGAAGAUGGCAGUAACUCAUAUAUGGUAUCUUGUGAGGGACUAUCGACCGCUGGAGCUGAUUACAACAUCACCGUGACAUCACAGAGUGGAAAUGAAAACAGUAAUGCAUCCACUGUCCCUAUCACAGCUUUACCAAAUAUGGUACUUAUCGAAGCAGGUAAUUCAACCAACUCGUCCUUCACUGCUAUGUGGGACCAUCCAGCAGGAGAAAUAGACUCUUUCCAGGUACUUUGUUAUGACAAUGACGAAACCCCUGAGAUCAUAACUGAUGUAGGGGCCAACCUCACCUACCAAGUGACUUGUGAGAGUCUACCCACCGCAGGGACUGGUUAUGAUUUCUCUGUGGUGUCUGUUAGUGGCAACAAGAAUGCUACCUCAAAGGUUGAGUUGUACACCUGUAAGUUUUUCUUGGCAUCAGUUCUGACCAACUCCAUGCGUCAUCUUUCGCUGAUUCUUCUAGAUUGCACCAUCUUGCAGUAUCAUUGGGCCAUUUCCUGCAUUAUUAUUCAAUAUUUUGCUGAUUCCUCCCCAUUUCGUAAUCUUUUCCUCAGACGUUGCAUAUUAUUUCAUGGAUCCCUGCAAAAUUCUCUAUACUGAUUCUCUACAGUACACUGAAAUCUCUAUUUCAAACAUCAGUAUAAAAGUUAUGAAUAUAAUGUGUUAUAAAUUACACUGUACAUCAUUUUGCACCCUUUUUCUAUUAAAGCACAACACCAUUUUUCAUGAACUGUUUAUAUCGAUCCCUAUAGUAUUUGCGAUAUUCAUUGGUUACAUGUGUAUAAUGACAGUAUUAAUAGUUCACAAUUUCAUGAUUCCUAAACAUUUUGAAAUCUAUACUACAUACAUUGUAGAUCCCUUUUUUACCAUUACAAUAUUUUACAGAUUUCUUUUUCAUUUUGUGAUAUUUCACCAAUUUCUGUUCCACUUUACAAUAUUUCACAAAUUCACUGACCGUCCUUACAAUAUUUCACUGAUUCCUUUGCAGUUAUUGCAAUAUUUCACAGAUUCCUUUUGACCAUUUUACAAUGCUUCAUGGAUGAAAUACCAUUUUAAAACUUUCAUGGAUAUGACAUUAUUACGUGUAUAUUCUCACAAUAUCUUACAGAUUUUAUAUGCCAUUUUAUUCUAUAUUCAAAUGGAUCCAACUGCAUAUUUCAUUAAUCAGGGAUAUAUGUACCAUUUAAUG